Messenger RNA from Telopea speciosissima, 411 nucleotides. RefSeq names its product adenylyl-sulfate kinase 1, chloroplastic-like. The coding region runs from base 1 to 411 and encodes 136 amino acids. The record is from RefSeq and is a predicted model, not a curated record. The transcript is spliced from 4 exons. Gene Ontology annotation, molecular function: ATP binding; adenylylsulfate kinase activity. Gene Ontology annotation, biological process: sulfate assimilation. NCBI's taxonomy places the organism in Eukaryota, Viridiplantae, Streptophyta, Magnoliopsida, Proteales, Proteaceae.
AUGUGGUAUUUUAGGUCUCUUGCGAAACUAUUUUGUUCUCAUGAUGCCUCACAUCUGAUUUUAGGGGAAGCAGCGAAGCUCUUUGCAGAUGCUGGUAUUAUUUGCAUUGCCAGUCUGAUAUCUCCUUAUCAAAGAGACCGGGAUGCAUGCCGUGCAUUAAUGACUGACGGAAAUUUUGUUGAGGUCUUCCUAGAUGUACCAUUGCAAGUAUGUGAGGUCAGGGAUCCAAAGGGCUUGUACAAGCUUGCACGUCAAGGAAAGAUCAAAGAUUUUACUGGUAUUGAUGAUCCAUAUGAACCACCUUUGACUUGUGAGAUAGUAUUACGGCAUGAAGGAGCUGGUGCUUCCCCUUGUGAGAUGGCUGAAAAAGUGAUAUCCCACUUGGAGGAGAAGGGGUUCCUACAUGUGUGA